Molecule: messenger RNA, 1504 nt
Organism: Clupea harengus (Atlantic herring)
Lineage: Eukaryota; Metazoa; Chordata; Actinopteri; Clupeiformes; Clupeidae
Gene: mmp30
Product: matrix metallopeptidase 30
Biological process (GO): collagen catabolic process; proteolysis; extracellular matrix organization
Cellular component (GO): extracellular matrix
Molecular function (GO): zinc ion binding; metalloendopeptidase activity
Source: RefSeq, a predicted model, not a curated record
GCUGUGUGGGGUUUCUCUUCUACUGCUGCUGUGUGCAGCCUGGAGUCAGGCUGCCCCCGUGUCCAUCUCCAGCUCGGAGACGGCUGCACCUGAAGAUGAUCAAACCUUUGCUGAGAACUACCUGGAGCGUUUCUUCGGAGAUGUCGGGACUUCGAACACAACAAUGAGGAGUGUAACAAACCAUUCUUUCCAAGACACCCUGGAGGCGAUGCAGUCGUUCUAUGGCCUGGAGGUGACGGGCAGUCUGGAUAACAACACCAUUGAGGUGAUGAAGGCGCCAAGAUGUGGUGUCUCUGACAUCAGCAGAUACGGCCACUUUCAAGGACGGCCGAGGUGGGAGAAACAACUAGUUACCUACAGGAUAACGCUUUACACCCGCGACAUGAGUCACAGAGAAGUGGACGUCACCAUUGCCCAGGCCUUCAAACUGUACAGUGAUGUCAUUCCUCUGGACUUCAAACAGAUUACCAGUGGUCAAGCGGACAUCAUGAUCCUCUUUAAAGGCAGAUAUCAUGGGGACUUCUGGCCUUUUGAUGGGCGUGGAGGUGUCCUGGCUCACGCCAACUCUCCUGGUCAGCGGGAAGGUGGUGACACCCAUUUUGAUGAAGAUGAGCCUUGGACUCUGACCUCACGAGGAGUGAACCUGCUGCUGGUGGCUGCUCAUGAGUUUGGUCAUGCUCUGGGACUGGACCACUCCAGGGACCGAACGGCCCUCAUGUUCCCCACCUAUCAGUAUGUCAACACUUACGGAUACAAGCUGCCCGAUGAUGACCGGCGAGGGGUUCAGAGUUUGUAUGGUGUUCGGAGAGGUUCCAUUCCUGACCCUAAACCCCCUCCUGGUCCUGGUCCUAAACCAAAGCCUGACCCAAAGCCUGACCCAAAGCCUGACCCAGAGCCAGAGCCAGCUCCUGGGCCCAACCCUAAAGAUGAACAAUGCAGCCGCAGUCUAGUGUUUGAUGCUGCUACCUCAAUCCAUGGAGAUCUCUAUUUCUUCAAGAAUGGAUACUACUGGAGGAAAAGUACAAUGUUGAGAGGAAUUCAAUUAACCAAAGUGCAGACAACCUGGCCCCAGAUCAGCUAUGUGGACGCCGCCGUUGAAGUCCCUCUGAGUGCAGCAUUCCUCUUCCAAGGCAACAAGUACUGGGGAAUCAAGCUACAUGACAGGAGCAUUUUGCCAGGUUAUCCAAAAACACUAAGCAGCUUGGGUCUCCCCUCGACUGUGAGCAAGCUAGACGCUGCUGUGUACGAGCCCAACACAAAGACCACUUUCUUCUUUGUGGGAAGACAGUAUUGGAGCUAUGACAACAGAAGAAGCCAAAUGAACUCCGGAUAUCCAAAGUCUAUAUCUCUUGGCUUCCCUGGGAUAGGAUCCAGAGUGGAUGCAGCGUUUGAGAAUUUUGGCUAUCUUUACUUCUCCAAUGGCCCAAGACAGGUGGAGUACAACUACUACUACAGAAGAGUGGCGCGCACCCUCCUCAACUAUGGGUGGCUCAACUGCUACUAG